AUGUCAGAACCAACGUCACUCAAAGGCAAGAAAUACCCUGCAAAGCAACAUGCAAGAAAUGUUUUAAGUCAAUUGCAAAAUAAAAACUCAUCAAAGGCACAAGAUGCUAAAUUUUUCAUUAGUGGAGAAGUUCUAGAAGGAUAUAAGUAUUGUGAUCAAACCAAACCAUUUAGACAAGAUAGAUAUUUCUUUUACUUAUCCGGGUGUAAUAUUCCAGGAUCUCAUGUAUUAUAUGAUAGUGAAAAAGAUCAUUUAACUUUGUAUUUACCAGAUGUUGAUAAGGAAGAUAUAAUGUGGUCUGGGUUACCACUUUCAUUAAAAGAUGCUGCAAAAAAAUAUGAUGCUGAUGAAAUUAAAUAUGCUGCUGAAAUAAACUUGGAUUCAAAAGCUUUCACUACUGAUAACAACCUCAAGAAUCAAUAUUUAAUUGAACAAGAUCAAGAUUUUUUUUGGGCAUUAGAUGAAGCUCGUGCUUUCAAAGAUGAAUAUGAAAUUGAAUUAAUGAAACAUGCUGCAAAAAUUACAGAUAAUUGUCAUUAUGCAGUUAUGUCAGCCUUACCAAUAGAAACUAAUGAAACUCAUAUACAUGCAGAAUUUAUGUAUCAUGCUUUACGUCAAGGUUCAAAAAGUCAAUCAUAUGAUCCAAUAUGUUGUAGUGGAGAAUCAUGUUCCACUUUACAUUACAUUAAAAAUGAUGAUGAAAUAACACCAGAAAAAAGAUCUGUGUUAAUCGAUGCUGGAGCAGAAUGGGAUUGUUAUGCUAGUGACGUAACUAGAUGUUUUCCUAUAAAUGGAGAGUGGACAAAAGAACAUUUAGAAAUUUAUAAUUUAGUUUUAAAAAUGCAAGAAGAAGCUUAUAAGUUAAUGAAACCGGGAGCAAAUUGGGAAGAUUUACAUUUAAAAGCUCAUAAAGUAUUAAUAGAGGGAUUCUUGGAGUUGGGGAUUUUUAAAAAGGAAUACUCAAUUGAUGAAUUAUUUAAUGCAAAAGCUAGUGCAAGAUUUUUCCCACAUGGAUUAGGUCAUAUGUUAGGUAUGAACACUCAUGAUACAGCAGGUUAUGCUAAUUAUUCAGAUCCUGACGAAUUAUUAUGUUACUUAAGAAUAAGAAGAGAAUUACAACCAAAUAUGGUUGUUACAAAUGAACCAGGAUGUUAUUUUUCACCAUUCUUGUUGGAAGAAACUUUACAAAAUCCAGAAAAAAAUAAGUUUAUUAAUAAAGAUGUACUUGAUAAAUAUUGGUAUGUUGGUGGUGUUAGAAUUGAAGAUGAUGUAUUGAUUACAAAAGAUGGAUAUGAGAUUUUUACAAAGAUUACUAAAGAUCCUGAAGAAAUUAGUAAAGUUGUUAAAGCCGGUUUGGAAAAGGGUGAAAAAGGAUUUCAUAAUGUUGUAUAG
Molecule: messenger RNA, 1392 nt
Organism: Lodderomyces jiufengensis
Lineage: Eukaryota; Fungi; Ascomycota; Pichiomycetes; Serinales; Debaryomycetaceae
Product: putative Xaa-Pro dipeptidase
Exons: 1
Coding region: 1-1392 (463 amino acids)
Molecular function (GO): manganese ion binding; metalloaminopeptidase activity
Source: RefSeq, a predicted model, not a curated record